Molecule: messenger RNA, 1338 nt
Organism: Symbiodinium necroappetens
Lineage: Eukaryota; Dinophyceae; Suessiales; Symbiodiniaceae
Source: the annotation of a GenBank genome assembly
AUGGCCUCCCGCUUUGUCUCGAUCUUGCAGUGGGUGGCUUCCUGCGAUGCCCAGGCCGCGUGCCCUCCUUUCUUCGACUUUGCAUUUCAGGAGCUCAGGCAUCGAGUGCAUGAACUUCCACAGGCAGACAUCCGCCGCGCAGCUGAACUGUUCAGUCAGGUUCACCUGGAGCGACCUGACCUGCUGCCUUCUGCAGCAUCCGCGUUGGCUCGGGCAGCACGGCCGCCAGAAGAGCUGCCGGAAGUCGCAUUGUACCUUUCCACCCUGGCUGGGCUCUACUCGCGCGUGGCGGCCUUGCCCAAGAGUGAGGAAGCUUCCAGCCAAGAGGAAAGACGAACCGCCUUGAUGGCUUUGGCGGAGAAGCUGUCGGGAGGGGCCGAGACGGUGCAGGAUCUGCUCACUCCAAGCACAGUGGCACACGACGCUACCUUCCUGGCCCUAUCAGCCUUCGCACAGGCUGUAUGCAGGCCUGUGGAUGAUGUGCCGGCGGCCAGAGAGCUGGUUCUGCAGGCAGGCCUGCGACUCUUUGACAGCUUGUGCCGCUUGCUUAUGUUGGUGCACGAAGUUGCUGGCUUUGGAGCAGGAGAGCCUCGGUUCUCUCCGCAGCAUGUGCACAUCUUCAUCACAGCCCUGCGGAGCUUCUGUGUGGGAAAGGGGUCUGCGUCACCUCCAGUAUCCUGCCUUGAUGUUCUGCAAGGUGUGGUGCAGCACACGGUCGCAUCCGCAGCAGACAGUGACAAGGAGGCGCGCCUUUGUCUCGCGGUUCUGCAGGAAUUGGCCACUGAUCCGGCCUGUCCUGGCUCACUCAAGGCAAUCCUCCCAGGAUUGGAGGCGAACGAGGUGCACAGUGUGCAGGGCGGCGAACCAAGUGGCCCCGGUGGAACUGCGCAGCGGCGCUUGCGGGCUGCGAUGGCCGCUUCACCGGGCAGUCAAGGCGUGCAUGUCACUUAUGUUGCAAGGCUUGCAAACGGACGGUUUCUGUCCGACUUCAGGAGCCGGUGGCUUUGCGAGAGAAGGCAGGAGUCUGGGAGAGAUGAGAAGCCUGAUGGUCAGAGUGCACCAUGGCUCCCGGCCAGGUCAGGAGCGUGGUUUCCUUCGGCGGAUGUUUGGGCUCUAGACUUUGCUUGUCGAAAAUAUCUCCCACCAAGCACUUCCCAAACCCCGCCCACCUGCAAAGUGUAUACAUACAUAGAUACAUGCAUGCAUACAUACAUACAUACAUACAUACCUGUGUGUGUGUGCGCAUAUGACAUGCAUGUAAGUACGUUUGUACAUAUGUGCAUGCGCUCCUCCAUACAUGCGCAUGUAUGUACAUACCUAUGUGUGUAUGUAGGAUGA